Messenger RNA from Chironomus riparius, 2845 nucleotides. NCBI's taxonomy places the organism in Eukaryota, Metazoa, Arthropoda, Insecta, Diptera, Chironomidae. The record is from the annotation of a GenBank genome assembly.
AUUCGCACAAAAAAAAUUCAUUCAAUUGAUUAGUUAUAGAAAUAAUGGAAUAUACGCCGUAUUUUCGACUUAUUCAGACAUCAUUAACUCAUUGUAAUGAGUUUGUAAGGAAUUUCAAUAAAAUAAACUACUUUGGAGGAAAUGAAAUCUAUAUUAAUGAAGUCACGCUUAAAUUAAGGAACAUAUUCCUUGGAAAUGGAUUUACCAGUGACGACUGUGAUGAACUGAGGAAAAUCAAUCUCCUCUUAAUGUUUAAUACUGAUUUAACACACAAAUAUGAACUGAAAGAAGAUUUUCAAGUUUGUCAUCUACUCAACAACUUCCCGCAGCUCUCAAAGUGCUUGUAUAUCAACAUCAUGUGGCAAUUAAACCUACAAAAGUACUUUUAUGAAGCUCUAACAUAUUCUCCUUCAUGGUUCAUUCUUCCAUUUCUGGAUGAAACUGUUGAUAGUUUAAGAUUCUCAAAAUCAUUCGAUGUUAUCUAUCAAGUUCAAGGCAUAGUAAAGGCAAUCUACACAAAUAUUUGUAGAUUAGAUUAUCGAUCAAGCAAAUCAGGAGAUUUUAAUGAUAAAAAAUUAAUACUGGAAUCCCUUCUUGUUACUUUAACAAGUCUUUUAAGGCAUUACAACACUCCAAUAGCCGAGGAAUCAAUAACAAAAUCAAAGAAUAAAACUAAAGAAUAUAAUGGACAUUCGCUAAAUUGCCAACUUUCAUUAAUUUUAUCAUGUUUCGAAAUGUUCCUUAAAAAACCAGCUUUUGAGAUUGAAGACAAGUUCUAUAUUUAUAAAAUCAAUCAAGAUAAAGAACCAGAAGCAAAUAAUUACAGCGUCAACAAAUACUCAUUAGGUGUAGAGGAGACUUUAACACAAAUUAACAUCAUUUUAUUAAAUACUCUCCAGAAUAGCGUAUUAAAUGUCACUUUAGAUGAUUUUAUGUAUUGGGUGGAGAUUGACAUGGAUGAUGACAUAAUUGCUGAUCAAGAACUUAAACGUGAUAACUUACAAAAGUUAAUUGGAGAGCAGGCUUAUGAAUUAGUUGACAUAAUUAAAAAUAAUGAAUGUUUUGAUCAUAACGUUGUUGAACAGCUAUCAACAAUUUCCUUAAAAAGUAAAACACUACAAGAAAUAGCAAAAGAAGCAUCUGUUGGAACUGUUCUCGAUAAAAUUGAAAAAUCUCCAUCAAAAAUUGUUUGGCUUGAAGAGUUACUAAGUCGCACAGAAAUUCUGUAUUUCAAUUAUGAAUGUCUUCAAACAGUCAUCGACAAUAUUGAGAUUCUCAGACUUGAGCAUUUAAUCCAGAUAUUAAAAGAUCAUCAGAAUUAUGACAUGGAUAAAGAAGAUGAAGUUCAAAUGAAUGAAAUAUUUUUAAAAGGUGGAAUUAAAUUGAACUUGAACGAUAUUAAAGAGUUAAUUGACCAGUUAGCGAUAACAUUAGGAACAGAUUACUGCUUAUCAUAUGAUCCAGAAUUAGUUCGUGAACAAGAGAUCAAUAAUUACUUGAAUAAAAUCACAGAAGAGAAUAUUGAGGAACCUACAAUGUUGAAAAUAAUCCUAAAAAGUCCGCAAUUAUUUUAUGAAAAACUACUCGAAGACAUUGACAGUCAAGAUGAGACACAAAUCUCAACAAUACUUAAAGUUAUAUCCAAAACAUGUCCAGUUUCGAAUCAUUAUAUUAAGAAAAUUAUCGUUAGUGAUACGGAACCGAUGGAAAUUAACAAUGAAAGGUCAUCAAGACAUUUGUUCCUAUCUGGAUUGUUUAAACUUCAAAUUAUAGACAGAAAGGAAUUCAUCAAGGACAUUAUAAUGAGCAAUUUCUCUCAAGCAUUAUCUGCUGGUGCAAAUUCUACAAACUUGUUGCUGUUCCUUAAAACUCUCAAGCAGAUAUCAAAUCAAUUAAAAAUUAAAGACUUACUGCCUCCUUUAAUGAUCCAGCUUGCACAAAUUCUUGACAAAUUUCGUUGGGAUUUGAUGACAUAUUCAUUAUUACGUGAAGAAAUCGUUGACACGACAAUUUCAAUCAUUCAGGAACUGAUCAAAACGGUUUUAAUCAAUGGAACUAAAAAUGAUAAGGAAUGGAUUAGAAAUAAAAUCAUUAAUUUAAAGUCAAUGACAAAAUUUUACUUUCAAAGGUUGUCAUUAGAAAAAGGAGAAGCUAUAAAUCCAUUCGAUACAUUUUUACAUCCAGAAAAUUUAUCAAACAUUCCAAAGAUCAAAAUUACCUCAUUUUUAUGCGAAACUAUUGUUAGAUGUACAUCUAAGGAAUCAAGAAAGCUAAUGAAUAACGAAGUCUUGCAGAACUUUUAUGCAGAGGCCCUAAGUUUGUUGUCCACAAUUGUCAAGAAAGCUAAUCAAUCAAGCCCAUUAGAAUGCUUAAGAAAAUGUGUUUCUGAUUAUGUUAAAAUACUUUCGGACAUUCUGAUUCCUUCCGCAAAAGCCAAAAACCAAGAAGAAAUAUUAUUAAAGGACAUAGUCAACCUAAUGAAGAAAUUCCCAACAAGUCUUCAUGAUGAGCUCACAAUCCUAUUUUUAGACACCAUCAAGGAAUUAAAGAUUGAUGAAAAUUUAUUAGCAGAAAUUGAUGAUUGUGAAUUGAAACGAAUUUUAUCAGACAAAUCAAAUGUGAUUUAAUUCCAAUUAAUUUAAGAGACAUAAAAGAAUGUACGCAAAUGUUAGUGUCAUUCAACUUGUUUAAAUUUCCAGAGAGAAUUGCAAUUACUCAUUUUCAACAAUCAAAAUAAAGACGAGCCUCCAAAAAAAUUAAAAGCCGGCAAGCAUUAAUAUAUUCUCAAAUAAAUUUUCAGUUAAGUCAGUGCAGUCAACGCGAUCGGAUGCGAAAAUAUUACUUG